Medicago truncatula (barrel medic) is the source of this 2887-nucleotide messenger RNA. Its product is annotated as katanin p60 ATPase-containing subunit A1. Lineage: Eukaryota; Viridiplantae; Streptophyta; Magnoliopsida; Fabales; Fabaceae. The transcript is spliced from 14 exons. Gene Ontology annotation, cellular component: mitochondrial outer membrane. Gene Ontology annotation, molecular function: ATP hydrolysis activity; ATP binding. The coding region runs from base 253 to 2610 and encodes 785 amino acids. The record is from RefSeq and is a predicted model, not a curated record.
CAAACUUUAUAACAAAAUAGUGUUGAUUUUGUUCCCGGGAAGUCUCCAUCAUCGUAACAAAGUUUUUUUUGGUCUUGUUCUCUGUUUCUUGCAAACUUUAUGAAACCUUCAUCACCUUUCCACCAAUUCAAUAAUCCUGAUACCCUUUUGAGAGAAUCGAUCACCAGUGUGUAAAAGGAACAAUCUUUUCAUCGUUCAACAAAUUGGGGUUUUUUCGUUCCUUUUUCUUGCAUAUAAGAGGAAAACGUUGUGAUGAUGGAACAAAAGCAUGUUUUGUUGUUAGCAGCAUUAGGUGUUGGGAUUGGAUUAGGUGUAGGAGUAGGAACAUGGGUUGGUGAGAAAGAUGUUUUGUUAUCAGUAUUUAGUGUUGUGAUUGGGUUGAUUGUAGGACUUGGAAUAUGGUUUGGUUUUGGAGGUGAUUCUGAUGAGUCUAAUCAUAUUUCUGAGAAUCAAAUUGUGAAGGGACUCAAGAAACUAGUCAUUGAUGGAAAGGAUAGUAAAGUUACAUUUGAUGACUUUCCUUAUUACUUGAGUGAAAAAAACAAAAUUUUGUUGACAAGUGCUGGAUAUUUUCAUUUAAGACAACAUGACUUAUCCAAGCACACCAGGAACCUUUCGCCAGUAAGACGGGCUAUUUUGCUUUCUGGACAUGCAGAACAUUAUCAUCAUAAGCUUGCCGGAGCUUUAGCACAUUGCUUUGAAUCGAAGUUGCUGUCUCUAGAUAUUGCUCACUUUUCUUUGAAGAUGCAGGGAAAAUACGGAUGUCCUAGAAAAGAACCAUAUUUUAAAAGGUCCAUCUUUGAGGCGACUCGGGAGUUUGUGUCUGGUUUAUUUGUUUCCCUGUCAAUCCUCCCUUCAAAAGGCGCGAUUAGAGCUCCUUCAAACUCCACAAGCUGCUACUUUUUUGAUGAAAAGCUUUUCCUACAUUCACUCUACAAGGUCUUGGUUUCUAUAUCAGAAGCUGGUUCUGUUAUUUUAUACAUCAAGAAUGUUGAGAAGGUCUUUCUUGGAUCACCAAGGAUGUACAGAUUGUUCCAAAAGACAUUAAAUAAACUUUCAGGAUCAGUGUUGAUACUCGGUUCCCGGCCUUAUGAUUUAAAAUAUAACUGUACCAAAGUCAAUGAAAAACUCACUAUGUUAUUCCCUUACAACAUAGAGAUCACACCACCUCAAGAUGAGACUCAUCUCAAAAUCUGGAAAAGCCAACUAAAAAAGGCCAUGAAAAAGACUCACUUGAAAGACUACACCACCCACAUUGCUGAAGUGCUUGCAGCAAAUGACCUUUAUUGUGAUGACUUGGAUACAGUUGACCAUAACGACAUGACAAUACUCAGUAAUCAGACCGAAGAGGUUGUGGCAUCUGCAAUUUUUCAUCACUUGAAGGAUGCCAAAAAUCCAAAGUAUCGAAAUGGAAUCCUAAUUAUAUCGGCCAAGAGUUUGCGCCAUGUACUGAGUCUGUUCCAGGAGGGUGAAAGUAGCGAGAAGGAUAACAAGAAGACUAAAAAAGAAUCAAAAAGGGAUGAUAGCAGGAAAGAAAAACCAAAAGAGUCAAAGAAAGACGGAGAUAUUAAAGCUUCUGCAAAAUCAGAUAGUCCUGACAAUGCCUUUGAGGAAUGCAUAAGACAAGAGCUUAUCCCUGCAAACGAGAUAAAGGUGACUUUUUCAGAUAUUGGUGCUUUGGAUGAUGUUAAAGAAUCACUUCAAGAAGCGGUUAUGCUUCCCCUUAGAAGACCAGAUCUAUUCAAAGGUGAUGGGGUUCUGAAGCCAUGUAAAGGUGUAUUGCUUUUUGGACCUCCUGGUACAGGAAAGACAAUGCUUGCCAAGGCAAUUGCAAAUGAAGCUGGAGCAAGUUUCAUCAAUGUCUCUCCAUCCACCAUCACUUCGAUGUGGCAAGGACAAUCUGAAAAGAACGUCCGAGCUCUAUUUUCGCUUGCGGCGAAGGUUGCUCCAACUAUUAUUUUCAUUGACGAAGUUGAUAGCAUGCUUGGGCAACGGUCUAGCACUCGUGAGCACAGCUCAAUGAGAAGGGUCAAAAAUGAAUUCAUGUCCCGUUGGGAUGGACUAUUGUCAAAACCUGAUGAGAAAAUUACUGUUCUUGCUGCAACCAACAUGCCAUUUGACCUUGAUGAAGCAAUUAUCAGACGGUUUCAGCGCAGGAUCAUGGUUGGUCUUCCGUCUGCUGAUAACAGGGAAACAAUCUUGAAAACUAUUCUAGCUAAGGAAAAAUCUGAAAAUAUGAACUUCGAAGAGCUUUCAACUAUGACAGAAGGAUAUAGCGGAAGUGAUCUUAAGAACUUGUGCAUGACUGCAGCAUAUCGCCCCCUUAAGGAGCUAAUACAACAGGAGAAGGAAAAAGAAAUGACAAAGAAGAAAAAGGUGACAGAAGUUGAAAUCUUAGAAGAAGCUUCCAUUGCUACCGAAGAAGAUAAAGAAGAUCAAGUGAUUGCCCUCAGGCCUUUAAACAUGGAGGACAUGAGAGAGGCAAAGAAUAAGGUGACUGCAAGUUUUGCUGCAGAAGGAUCAAUAAUGACCAGGUUGAAGGAAUGGAAUGAUUUGUAUGGAGAAGGAGGUUCAAGGAAGAAAGAGGAGCAGCUCAGUUAUUUCUUUUAGAUUGUGGAAGCCAAUUUUAAUAUGGACACAUCAAUAUUUGUCCAAAGGAUGUAUAUAUUAUAAGGCACUAAUCAUUCAGUAGAGAGAUAUUGAACUCAAGGCAUGAUAGAUUUUUGAAUGUGAAUAGAUUUAUUAAUCCCAAGGAAUGUGUAACCUCAUCAUGCACCAUGUUUGGGAGAGUCUCGAGUUUAUGUAAACCCUUUAUCAUAGGUAUAUGGAUUAGAUAUGAAUCACAUUCUCAAGUAUAUGGAUUAGAUAUGAAUCUCGCAUUCUCAAA